AGUGUACCUUCUCCGCUCAUAUGCUCUGGAAAGCCAGCCCGCUAACCACAGCACGGAUACUCUCACUUUCUGUUGGGAACGGCUGCAGGAAUGUCAGACCGACAUUGAACGUCCGUUGUCUUACUACGCAGUCAGAAGCAACCGUGUCUGCUCUCCCUUUGGCUGCUACAGUUUUUAGUACACCUCUUUACGUCGCUCUCACUCCCGCCUUCAACCAGAAACCCUCUGAGCCGAACCCCAAAGAAAAUGUCGUCGCGCUCGACCCUGAAAUCUUCAACCAUCCCAUCCGCCGGGAUAUCCUCCACCUUGUUGUUACACACUACCGUGACUCCUUGAGACAGGGUUCAGCGAACACCAAGACACGAGGGGAGGUACGAGGUUCAGGCGCCAAAAUAAGACCACAAAAAGGCUCGGGUAAAGCGCGUCUGGGUGACGCGCAAAGCCCUAUGCUGAGAGGAGGUGGGGUUGCAUUUGGCCCAAAGCCUCGAGAUUUUAGCACGAAACUGCCGAGGAAGGUUAUCCAGAUGGGAAUGCGCAUUGCUCUCAGCGCCAAGGUCCGGGAGCAGAAGUUUGGUGUUAUGACCCGUCUAGAUUGGCCGAAUGGAAGGACGAAAUACCUUUCCCAAAGAUUGUCUGGCUUCCAGCAGACUCUGUUCAUCACAGGCGAAGAUCAGGUUUCAACAGGCAUUCAACGUGCUAUACGGAACAUUCCUUUCGUCGCUCUCACUAAAGCUGACGAGGUCAAUGUAUACGAGUUGCUUCAAUGGUCUCGUAUCAUCCUCGACUGCAAAGCUGUAGAAUUCUUUGAACGGACACUAGGGAAAAACAGUCUAUACAUACCGCCCACCACAUCAUAGCCUUUCUAGUCUCAAGAGGUUCACUUUUCAUUGCCAUAUAAAUUAUAGACGUACUGUGCUUGGCUCUGCAAUUACAUAAUGCCUACAGCUGUGGCGUGCUUUCCUGCGGAACGUAAUCAAUCGAAAGUCCCAAAACUUCUGUAC
This is a messenger RNA of Marasmius oreades (fairy-ring Marasmius), 1001 nucleotides long. RefSeq lists its product as uncharacterized. The transcript is spliced from 3 exons. Gene Ontology annotation, biological process: translation. The coding region runs from base 21 to 857 and encodes 278 amino acids. Gene Ontology annotation, molecular function: structural constituent of ribosome. Gene Ontology annotation, cellular component: ribosome. Lineage: Eukaryota; Fungi; Basidiomycota; Agaricomycetes; Agaricales; Marasmiaceae. The record is from RefSeq and is a predicted model, not a curated record.